Leptinotarsa decemlineata (Colorado potato beetle) is the source of this 1607-nucleotide messenger RNA. RefSeq lists its product as uncharacterized. The record is from RefSeq and is a predicted model, not a curated record. Gene Ontology annotation, molecular function: RNA binding. NCBI's taxonomy places the organism in Eukaryota, Metazoa, Arthropoda, Insecta, Coleoptera, Chrysomelidae.
UGUCGUUAUAUUCGAAAUGUUCCCCAUGUUAUAAUAAUGUUACCAGCGUUCAAAAUUGAAACUAUUCCAACAGGUUAAUUGUAAUGGUCCUGCUUUUAAUUAUGGUGAAAAUCGGCACCUUUCUGGAUAAGUCGCCGAUAUUAUCCCUGAUCCUCUCAUGUUGAGUGGAUCAAUCGGACUUCGUAAUGACCUUGAAGAAAUUCAUAAUGAGUUCAUUCUUGUUUGCAGUUAAGCCAAUCUAAGAUUUUUAACUUCUGAUAUGAAUCAAUAAAUCUCUCCCCUGUUGUCAGGGGAAGUACAACCGUGGAAAGGACGAUUUGGGAUGCACAUCGAGUUGACGCAGCUUUUCUUGAGUCCAUCUCACUACUAAAAACAAGAAGAAUAAGUUUGGAACGGCAAGCAUAUUCGUAGCAGCAGCUUUGUUCUUCCCCGGCAGUUCCGAUGGUUAAUAUUUCAGUUUUUUGUAGUGAAACACUUCAAGAAUCGGCAACAUUGAUCACGUUAUCUAUAUGUAUGCAACGCUGCAACUGUGUAAUGCCACAUCAUUCGAAUGAGUCAUGGGAAUCCCAAUCCCAGUAUAAAGUUAUAUUAUAUUUUCACAUUAAAGAUACCAAUAAUUUCCAUUUCAUAGUUAUCGAUAUAUUUAUACCAAUUCAUUUGCAUAAUUUUGAAGACAUAUCCCCUUAAAAAAAUUAUAACUAAUAAAGUAUAUGAAGUGGUGUUUGAACAGUUCAGUAUAGUGAACAAUGGAUAACUCUGAAUCGAAAGUAAUCCGUAUUGUCAACUUAGAUAAAGACACCACAAAUGGUGAACUGAAAGAACUGUUAAGGGAACGAGUGAAUCUACGAGGUAAAAUUGAGAGAACUCAUAUUCGAACUAAUUCAAGGCUUAAUUUGGUUUUCGCUUACAUUAUAUUCGAACUCCAAUGUGAUGCCAAACAAUCAGCAGAAAUAUUGAAUGGUGCCUAUUACAAAGAGCGUCAACUAGAUGUGGCUGAGGUCACUCCGUAUGGCACUUACAAGAAAUACUUGCAGAGUCCCAGAGGAAACUUACCAAAAUUUCUUCUGGAAAGAGGAUUUGGCGAGUCCCGGAGGGAACUUGAUGCCAAGAUUUCUGAAACUUCUACAAAAAAUUUGGUAGCAGAUCCAAGAUCAUCCCGCCAAUUGAGAAGCAACUUAUUUGUAAAUAUACCUGAAAAUCAAUUUAAGCUUGGAAGUAGGCAUCGAAUGCACUUCGUGAACAAUUCAGCCAUUGGUGAAGGGGUAUGGAAGGGGUAUGGCCUGCAUAACGGAAGAGGCAAAAAUUAAUGAACAAAAUGAAGCGAAUUUAUUUGGAGUUUUGAUCUGGAAUCAGUAUUAUUUUACUUUUAUAUUUAUUAUUUCUACCUGUGAAUAUUUCAUGAAGAUUUAAGUAAAAAGUAUCCAUGUUAAUUGUAAGUUGACCAUAUCUGAAUAUAUUAAUAACAUAAAUAUUAUUCUCAGUAUUUACAGGUUUUCAUUUCAGAUUAUUAAAUUUGUACUACUGUGUUGAUGAAUAAAAUUCAGAUUGGGAUCUAUCCAAUUAGUCCGUAAUACUUUAGUCAAUAUACACAGUCUUUUAAAAAAUAA